This is a messenger RNA of Haliotis rufescens (red abalone), 894 nucleotides long. Its product is annotated as titin-like. The record is from RefSeq and is a predicted model, not a curated record. Lineage: Eukaryota; Metazoa; Mollusca; Gastropoda; Lepetellida; Haliotidae. Bases 1 to 894 code for a protein of 297 amino acids. The transcript is spliced from 2 exons.
AUGAUGCCUAUCUGCCAGCUGCCUGUCAGCCUGCCCAGUGCAGUGCUAGACCUGGAGCUGAUAAGACCAGAGGCCUUCUCCUGUGUUCUGCCCCAACUUGACCCACCCAGUCCAGUCCCUCAUCCCCAGUCUAUGGCCCAUGUUGAAACUCCUCCCAUGCCUACAACAAGCAACCCCAAACCCAAUGUCCAUCAAAAGCAGAAACUCGAGCUCAAGCCCUGCAAACGGAAGCCCCGCACGUUCAGGCCAAAACCUCAGCCAACGCCUCGCAUUCUGAAGGAGAAAAUGAUCAAGCAUCAGCCAGAGAGCAAGCCCUACUUUGUGCCUCAGCCUCUUGGAGCUCAGCACAUCAAAACCCAGAGCAGACCCCUGGGGAACCGUAUCACUAAGUCUGGGGGUAGAAAUAGUAUCAUUAAGGCCUCACCUAAGAGUUUUGCUGAACAGUUGUUGUCUGCUGAUGGUGCAUACUUAAAGCCAAAGUCUGUCUUGCCCAGUACAGGUUGCAAGACAUCCCCUGUCCCUGUUAAGAAUGUAAAGGAUAAGGUUGUUUCAGCACCAGAGAGUCCUAAGUCAGGUGGUGUCACUGCUGCAACAUUAAGUGUACAUUCUGCCAAGUCAGUGGACAGAUGUGAGCCAAACUCUGAUGAUGAAUAUGAUGUGGAAUAUCUGUAUCUUACCAAACUCAUUUUAAGGAAAAAGAGGAAACCCACAUCUGAGCCCAGCAAGGAGCCCCUGCCUUCACACAAGAGGAAGUGCCCAGAUGACAACAGCGAGGUGUCCCAAGCUGUAAAGCAGGCGAGACUGGAGGAGCCCCAGGACACUCUUGAGGACCUGGAAGCUCUCCUGGCUGAGUACAGCUCCAGUCUCUCAUCUGGCACCAGGGACUUUUUCUAA